GCUUCAGAAAAAGUAACAGGAGAUGAAGAAGACUUUUGACUUCUGAGCAACCAACAUAUAUCUGCGAUUGAAGCUCAAAGCAUGACAUUUUGGGCAUCAUCACCAUAGACAACAUUAUUUCCGUGGACUCACACUGCGCCACAUGGAGGUGAUGGUGAAAAACCUGUCGAGCACCGUAGAGCUGCUGGCCGUGGCGACGCACAGUGACGCCGUAGCGCGAUGGGACGAGGAGACGGUGUCCAGAGCAUUUCACUGGGCCCUGUACUGCCAACACAUUCAUAAACGGUUUCGUCAUAACCCGGCCAUACGAGAGGUGAUGGAGAGACAGCUGGAAAUGACAAACCAAAACUUGGGUCCACUUUUCCCAGAUUACACUGCGCUCUGCUUUAGUGACUUGUCGCGCUGUCAAAACUUGUUGUUGCAAGGACUAUUACGCAAUAUGCAUGUCCCUCUAGCUAUCAUGAAGAUGCUAUUUGAUAAACCUACACAUUCAAACAAUGAUGGUAAUAGUUAUCAGGACGUGAGAGGCAUUGGCAGCUGGAUUAUUGAGACUAAGUCUGCGUGUAAAGUGCUGGGGAAUGUCAACAUACCAUCCAGAAUUGGUCCUGAUGUUGAAGUUCAAGGUAACCUUUUACUGGAAGAACUGGGUGCUGUGGUGAAGCAAAGCCAUGAUAGCCAUAGAGUAAACCAGUUUUUGGACUCUGUUCUCCAAGGAUGUGAAGAUGCAGAGGAGCAUUUUUGUGGAGUAAUUGGUGCUGCUUUACAAAAUGAAUCAAGAAUGGACUUAGAAUUUAUGUCAAUUUUGGACUGGUUAGAGCUAAAGCAGAACUUUUUGGAAAACAUGUGUCAUUUACUGCCUUUGUCACUUCUUGCGGACAUAGCCAAAAAGCAUUUGAGAUUUAGAGAUAUGUACAGUGAUAUCCUCAAAAAGUGGGCCAAAGAAAUGGAGUAUGAUAUAAAUAACAGGAAGUGGAUUCCAGACAGCAAAAAUCCUCCUGUAUCUUUCCAGAAUCUGACAGAGCACUUUGUAUCUUUGUUUAAAGCCAGUGUUUCUUUGAAGGAGCAUUUGGAAACUGAGCUGAAGGCUUUAAAGUGUACUGAUGGGGACUUUGAUGUCAGUGGACUGAGUAUAUGGGGAGAUCUACUGUCAGCAAUUAUCAAAGAAAUCGCACAUUCAUAAUCUCAAUGAAGCCAUGAAAGAAAGCUCAGAUGUUGGGUUUUUUUUACUAUUUUAAACUGUUUAUUAUUUAUUAUUUGCCAAAAUGUCUUGUAUUUCAUCAUACAUUGUGUAUGAAUUAAAAAUAAAUUACAAUGUUAUUUUGUUUA
Periophthalmus magnuspinnatus is the source of this 1326-nucleotide messenger RNA. RefSeq names its product FA complementation group F (gene fancf). Gene Ontology annotation, biological process: interstrand cross-link repair. NCBI's taxonomy places the organism in Eukaryota, Metazoa, Chordata, Actinopteri, Gobiiformes, Gobiidae. The record is from RefSeq and is a predicted model, not a curated record. The transcript is spliced from 2 exons. Gene Ontology annotation, cellular component: Fanconi anaemia nuclear complex. The coding region runs from base 143 to 1180 and encodes 345 amino acids.